Messenger RNA from Trichoderma gamsii, 1023 nucleotides. RefSeq lists its product as hypothetical. Gene Ontology annotation, biological process: protein retention in ER lumen; endoplasmic reticulum to Golgi vesicle-mediated transport. NCBI's taxonomy places the organism in Eukaryota, Fungi, Ascomycota, Sordariomycetes, Hypocreales, Hypocreaceae. The record is from RefSeq and is a predicted model, not a curated record. Gene Ontology annotation, cellular component: endoplasmic reticulum; membrane; cis-Golgi network. Gene Ontology annotation, molecular function: ER lumen protein retrieval receptor activity. The coding region runs from base 1 to 1023 and encodes 340 amino acids. The transcript is spliced from 3 exons.
AUGGGAGCCUGGAACAUCUUCCGCAUUUUGGGCGAUUGCCUACACAUGCUCUCCAAGGGCAUCCUUAUCUUCUCCAUCCAUAGAAACCGCAGCGCCGAAGGAGUCUCCCUCAUCACACAAGGGCUCUACGCCAUCGUCUUCUGCUCGCGAUACCUCGAUCUGUUCUCAGAGCGCUCGGCAUGGAACGCUAUAUUCAAAGUCACGUAUAUUGUAACGUCAUUCUACAUCUUGGGUGUUAUGCAAUGGCUGUUCCCUCGGUCUCGAGAACGUGAGAUCUCCUGGAAGCUGGGAGCCAUCAUUCUUGGUGGCAGUCUUGCUUUGUCCCCCUUUAUCAUGAUGAUUUUCGAAAGCAAGAGAAGAUGGGGAUUCAUGACUUGGAUGUGGGUUUUCUCUGAAAUCCUCGAAUCCAUCUGCGUUCUGCCCCAGCUGCUGCUUUUGAGACAGACCACAGUUCCCACCGUCAUCGAUUCGUUUUAUCUCUUGGCACUGGGCUCCUACCGGGCCAUGUACUGCGUGAACUGGUUCGUGCGAGAAAUGGACGUAAGCGACCGCCCGCCCGAUGCUAUUGCCGUCAUUUUCGGCAUCAUUCAGACUGCUUUAUACAUCGACUUUGCUUGGGUCUACUACACCAGACAGCGGGUUAAGCUCCGUGGCGGCGGUGUAGUUGACGCCGAUGAUUUGAACCGCGGAUGGUUCCUGUACCGCAUCUUUGGCAAGCACGCUGCGCCCAACGACGAGGAAGCUGGCCAUGGCGACGCGAGCGGCGGCCGAGCGAGAUGGGGAUCCCGUGGCAUCUCAGUCAGUGCCGACGAUGGCGUAUUGGAGUCGGAGAGAGACAAUCGUGAUCAUCACGAGGGUCUCGAUGCCGCGGUGGACCCUGAUGCCAGGAUGCACGACCCCGACGAGCUGGCCAAGGCCAUGGAUGAUGACGAUGACGACGAAGAUACGCCGCUGCGUGCUGGGAGCUCUUCCCAGACGCACACACCACCAGGAAUCCGAAGCGGGGAUGAAUGGGCCGAUUAG